CUAGAGUCAACCUUUGUUUCUCAUCCACUUUGUGACCAUAAAGAGCCCCAAUAGCCUAAAGCCCCCGCCCCCCCCCUCCAAAAAAAAACAAACCCAUAAAUGUUACUUACGGGCGUGCACAGCAUGCUGCAGAAUUCAAAGGAAAGAGAUUUAUGCUCAAUCGUCGCAUUUUAAUACAUUUAUGGAGCGCGCUAGUGAAUUCAUUAUUACACCAUAUGUUAAUGCAGCUGGUGUGUGUGUGUGUGUGUGUGUGUGUGUGUGUGUGUGUGCGCGAGCAUCUCUCUCUCUCUCUCUCUCCCCCUCCCUCCCACCCCCCAGCGUGCACUGUGGUCUUUGGAGGAGAACCAGGAAAACAACUGGCCGUGUGUGCACGCCUAUAAAUAUGAGAAGAGGCUGCAGACUGCAGGCUGAACGCGCACCGCGUAUUGUUCUCGGCACGGGCGGGAGAGGACCGAGCCGAUCCCCGUCGCGCCCGUCCACCUUCGCGCCACGACGAGGAGCCGAGCGGACGAACGGAGCGAUGAGGAGGGUGUUCGGAGCGUGACUCCACAGAUGGACCCCCUGUGUCACGGAGCCAAGAAACCAGAGGGCGCAGAUCCCAAUACAGACCUGAGGCCCCCUCCUGCCAAGAUGGCCCGUCUGGAGCAACAUGGAGUUGGAAGCACCGUGCAAGAGAGAAGCAAGCAGGCGAGCCCCGGGACUAAAAACCCUUCUUAUCUGGUCCAGAAAACCACCACGGGAAGGCAUCAGCACAAGAACUCUCAUCAGCCAAGAGGAAGCUCACUGCCUGUCUUCUGCGUGGUGGAGCACACGGAGAGUCCCGCGGAGGGAGAGAGGAAAGAAGACCAUGCCGAAUUUGUCCUGAUCAAGAGAGAUCUGCUCUUCAACCAGCUCAUCGAGAUGGCCCUGCUGACGCUGGGAUACUCGCACAGCUCUGCCGCUCAGGCCAAAGGUUUGAUCCAGGUGGGCAGGUGGAACCCGCUGCCUCUUUCGAGUGUGACGGAUUCUCCAGACGCCACCGUGGCUGAGAUGCUCCAGGAUGUCCACCAUGUCAUCACCCUUAAAAUACAACUGCAGAGCUGCCCCAAACUGGAGGACUUGCCGGCGGAGCAGUGGACGCACUCGACUGUUCGGAACUCGCUGAAGGAACUUCUCAAGGAAAUGAACCAGAGUUCACUGGCCAAGGAGUGUCCUUUGUCUCAGAGCAUGAUCUCAUCCAUAGUCAAUUGCACCUACUACGCCAACGUUUCAACGGCCAAAUGUCAGGAGUUUGGACGAUGGUAUAAACACUUCAAGACAACCAAAUGCAACAAGAUCGACGCUUUCCCAGAGCAGUCGUCGCAUCUUUCCAACACGCAGCAGCAGCAGCAGCCGCCCAUCAACGGCAGCGCAUCCGAUCAGAGCUCAAGCCUUCUUUACCUCCACGGAGGGAUGGCCAACAUGGUGGCCGGAGCCUCCCCUCACAGUAUUUGCAACUCCGGGUUGCUCACCCAGACCCUCAGCAGAUCUCAGCAGCAAGUCAUGACUCAAAUCCUAAACCAGCAAUACGCCGUACGCCUCAUGCUAACGGGACAGGGGCUCUCGCCGGCCUCACAACAAUAUCUCAACCACGCGUCUGCAGGGAGGGCUCCAGCCAAAGUCUUCCCCAAAGCACCCGAUCCCCAAGGCCCUCAGCAGGCCCAAGACGGAUCUCAUCCGGCCGCGCCGCAACACCAGACGUCAGCCGGGUCGUGUCUGGGGUUGGUUGAUGUGCCGAAUGACAUCUACCACUGCGUGCGUGAGGAAAUGAAGAGAGCGGGAAUUUCUCAGGCCAUCUUUGCGCGAGUGGCUUUCAACAGGACCCAGGGCCUACUCUCAGAGAUUUUACGAAAGGAGGAGGACCCGAAAAAUGCCUCGCAGUCUCUGCUGGUCAACCUGAGGGCCAUGCACGGCUUCCUGCAACUCCCCGAGGCGGAACGAGAACGCUUCUACCAGGAGGAGAAAGAGCGAAGCCUGACUGGAUUCACGCCCAGCUGCAACAACACGCCGCCAAGAUGCACUCAGGCCAGAUUGUCACCAGUUACAACAGACCGAAGUGUGAGGACAGACAGUUGCGUUCUCAACGUCAGCGCCUCCAUCUACGAAGAGAUCCAGCACGAAAUGAGGCGAGCUAAAGUGUCCCAGGCUUUGUUCGCCAAGGUGGCGGCAUCCAAGAGUCAGGGCUGGCUGUGUGAGCUACUUCGUUGGAAGGAAGAUCCCAGUCCAGAGAACCGAACACUGUGGGAUAACUUGAGCCUGAUUCGCCGUUUCCUUAGCCUGCCCCAGACCGAAAGAGAUGCGAUUUACGAGCAGGAGAGCAUAAAUCCUGCGCAGAACUGCACUGAGAGACGUACACUCCUCGGCAAUGAAAACGUACUGUAUCAACGCAACGCUCUGCUGUCUCAGCCACACCAUCUGCAACCUCACCAACCCUUGCAUCCAGAAGCAGGACCUCAUUUGUCACCACGGCAACCAUGCACCGCAUCGCCCGCCGAGCUGGAGACCGGAAGCAACGGGGGGGUUUUGAGAGUCGGCCUGCAAGGCCAAAGCAAUAGCGAGGAAUUAGUUGAGGGAGGAGAAGAAGACAAUGGCAGUUUUGCGGUCGACUGGAAUUACCCGACGAAAGUGACAAAUGCCGAAAGUGAUGAUCCGGAAACUGAAGGUGGAGAAAACAUAAAGGAAACAACGAUCAAGGAAAAGAUUCAAGUGGAGUGGCCAUUUUUGAAGGACGAUGACGCCGACGGGUUUGGGAUUUGUGCCGAGGCACGUCAUGAAGGUGAGGUCCAACACGUGGGAUUACGAGUGUCCCAUGAAGCCUUGGGCAUUUUGCAGAGCUUCAUUCAAGACGUGGGCCUCAAUCCAGACGAGGAGGCGGUCCACACCCUGUCAGCUCAACUGGAUCUGCCCAAACACAUCAUCCGGGGCUUCUUCAAUAGCCAAGACCUCGUAUCCGGUCGACAGCAUGAGCAGGGUCAGCGCUGCAGUCAGAUCGUAAAGCACAGACAAGAGAGCCCGCAUGGCUGCGCAGACAGGACCACGACAGUGGAAAGAACUGAGCGGCACCAGGAGGAGGAGGUAAAGACUGAAACGGAAGAAACGAAUGAGGAAAAAAGACUAAUUGUGAGACGUGGCACAAUGAACAUGAUUACUUUAAAAGGGCUGGAUAUUAGUACUCAGACCCUUCCCACAAUGAAGGAAGAAGAUGAGACCUACGGUAUGUCGAACUCAAUUAAUAAUGUUCAGCCAUGAGAUGCGUCUCUUCCCUCGCCUUAGUUCGGAGUCCGGAUGCAUCCUUGCGAGAUCAAUUUCAGUUGUUUACAACACAGGCUGUUUCUCUUUUUCCCUCUUGUGGUGUAUGAACACUCACAAAACUGUUUAUGUACUUUGAGUCACAUUCCAAAUACAGUAUCACAUUUUCUGACUGUAUGUGCAGUUAUGAUGACCCACAAUGUAGCUACUUUUGCCCCCUAUAGGCUCAGAUAGCAUAAUCACGAAAAGAACUGUAGCUAUCAUUUAGCGUUCCCAAAACGUUCAGACCAGAAUUGUGUGUCCGUCUCUUAUCAUGUCUUGCAUAUUCCUACUCCAUUUGUUAAAAUUAUAUGGAAAAUGUGCUAUGUCGUCCUCCCUCCUCCCUUUUUUUGUAUGAUUGCCCCUGUUUCAAGUGCAAGUUCUUUUUUUUUUUUAAGAUAUCAUAACAUGUCGUAAAAUCUUAUGACAGCAAGUAUACUGCAGUCCUCAAUAAAUAAACAAGCUGAAUGAAUCAAGAACAUACCAAGUGAUCCAAGCAAGAAUUAUGUUUUGUUAAUAAUCACAGAAUACAUCUGAUAU
Hippocampus comes (tiger tail seahorse) is the source of this 3846-nucleotide messenger RNA. RefSeq names its product SATB homeobox 1a (gene satb1a). Gene Ontology annotation, biological process: regulation of transcription by RNA polymerase II; chromatin remodeling. The coding region runs from base 553 to 3267 and encodes 904 amino acids. Gene Ontology annotation, molecular function: DNA-binding transcription factor activity, RNA polymerase II-specific; RNA polymerase II cis-regulatory region sequence-specific DNA binding. The record is from RefSeq and is a predicted model, not a curated record. NCBI's taxonomy places the organism in Eukaryota, Metazoa, Chordata, Actinopteri, Syngnathiformes, Syngnathidae. The transcript is spliced from 11 exons.